AUGGCGGCGGCACCUACCCAGAUCGAAGCUGCUUGUAUCUCUCUUCCUUGCCUCUCUCUCAACAUCUCCCCCACCCCCACCCCUUCUUUAGAGCUGUAUUACCUGAUCGCUAGGUUCUUGCAGUCCGGACCCUGUAACAAAUCCGCUCAGGUGCUAGUGCAAGAGCUCGAGGAGCAUCAGCUGAUUCCGCGCCGCUUAGACUGGGAGGGGAAAGAGCACCGAAGAAGCUUCGAGGAUCUGGUGGCAGCCAAUGCACACAUUCCUCCAGACUACCUCCUUAAAAUUUGUGAGAGGAUUGGUCCCUUAUUAGAUAAGGAGAUCCCUCAGAGCGUUCCUGGGGUACAGACAUUACUAGGUGUUGGUCGGCAGUCUCUGUUACGGGAUGCCAAAGACUGUAAAAGUACACUAUGGAAUGGGUCUGCUUUUGCAGCUCUACACAGAGGCAGACCUCCAGAACUACCUGUAAAUUAUGUGAAACCUCCAAAUGUGGUGAAUAUCACCUCAGCCAGGCAAUUAACCGGAUGUAGUCGCUUCAGCCAUGUUUUCCCCUCAUCUGCUUACCAGCACAUCAAGAUGCAUAAGAGAAUUCUGGGGCACUUAUCUUCUGUCUACUGUGUAGCAUUUGAUCGAACUGGGAGGCAAAUUUUCACAGGCUCAGAUGACUGUUUGGUGAAAAUCUGGGCUACAGAUGAUGGACGCCACCUGGCUACACUUCGAGGGCACUCUGCUGAAAUUUCUGACAUGGCUGUUAACUAUGAAAAUACUCUCAUUGCUGCAGGCAGCUGUGAUAAAGUUGUGAGAGUAUGGUGUCUUCGAACUUGUGCACCAGUUGCUGUCCUUCAGGGACAUUCAGCUUCUAUCACUUCCAUACAGUUUUGUCCAUCAACUAAAGGCACAACUAGAUACCUCACUUCUACUGGUGCUGAUGGAACAAUUUGUUUCUGGCAAUGGCACGUAAAAACAAUGAAAUUUAGAGAUCGUCCAGUAAAAUUUACUGAGACCAGACCUGGAGUUCAGAUAUCUUGUUCAUCUUUCAGUUCCGGUGGUAUGUUCAUUACAACAGGUAGCACUGACCAUGUUAUUAGAAUAUACUAUUUGGGUUCUGAGACACCAGAGAAAAUUGCUGAAUUAGAAUCACACAUGGACAAAGUUGUUGCUGUUCAGUUCUGUAACAAUGGAGACAGUUUAAGAUUUGUUAGUGGAAGUAGAGAUGGAACAGCAAGAAUCUGGCAAUAUCAACAACAAGAACGGAAGAGUAUAGUGCUGGAUAUGGCUACUAAAAUGAGUGGGAGUAAUUUGACAUCUGCAGAAGACAAAGUCACUAAACUGAAGGUGACUAUGGUGGCUUGGGAUCGUUAUGACACCACUGUUAUUACUGCAGUGAACAAUUUCCUUUUGAAAGUUUGGAAUUCUGUCACAGGACAGCUUCUUCAUACUUUGUCUGGGCAUGACAAUGAAGUAUUUGUUCUAGAAGCACAUCCAUUUGAUCAAAGGAUCAUACUUUCAGCAGGUCAUGAUGGGAACAUUUUUAUUUGGGACCUUGAUCGAGGAACCAAAAUUCGAAAUUACUUUAAUAUGAUUGAAGGCCAAGGUCAUGGGGCAGUGUUUGAUUGUAAAUUUUCACCAGAUGGAAACCAUUUUGCCUGUACAGAUUCUCAUGGGCAUUUGUUGCUAUUUGGCUUUGGAUGCAGUAAAUACUACGAAAAGAUUCCAGAUCAGAUGUUUUUCCACACUGAUUAUCGGCCACUUAUCAGAGAUGCAAAUAACUACGUAUUGGAUGAGCAAACUCAACAAGCACCUCACCUCAUGCCUCCCCCGUUCUUGGUGGAUGUCGAUGGAAAUCCGCAUCCUACAAAAUUUCAACGGCUGGUACCAGGAUGGGAAAAUUGUAAAGAUGAACAGCUUAUUCCACAGUUGGGAUAUGUGGCUAAUGGUGAUGGUGAGGUGGUAGAACAGGUAAUUGGGCAGCAAACCAAUGACCAAGAAGAAAGCAUUCUUGAUGGAAUAAUCAGAGAGUUACAGAGAGAACAAGAUCUUAGACUAAUUAAUGAAGGAGAUGUUCCAAUUUUUCCAAUUAAUAGAUCAUAUUCUGUUAAUGGUGCUCUGAGUAGUCCAAAUAUGAACAUAUCUUCUUCCCCAAAUAUUGGGCUUCGGCGUAGUGGUCCAAUUGAAGGAGUUCGGCAAAUGCAUAACAAUGCUCCUAGGAGCCAGAUGGCCACUGAACGAGAUCUUAUGGCCUGGAGCAGAAGAGUGGUGGUAAAUGAACUAAAUACUGGAGUUAGUAGGGUGCAAGAAGAAUGUCGGAGUGCAAAAGGUGACCUAGAAAUUAGCCUUUAUACAGUUGAAAAGAAGAAAAAGCCAUCUUAUACUAUCCAAAGAAAUGACUAUCAACCCAGCUGCGGACGGUCUCUACGGAGGACUCAGCGCAAGCGUCAGCAUACUUAUCUAACACAGUCCAACAUAGAGCAUAAUUCACAGGCAUCAUCUCAAAAUUCAGGUGUACAGGAAGAUUCAGACAGCUCCUCAGAGGAAGAUGAAACUGUUGGCACAAGUGAUGCUUCUGUAGAAGAUCCUGUUAUUGAGUGGCAAAGUGAAAGUUCUUCCAGUGAUUCAUCAAGUGAAUAUUCUGAUUGGACAGCAGAUGCUGGGAUAAAUUUGCAGCCUCCUAAAAGACAAACUAGAAAGGCUACACAGAAAAUAUACAGCAGCUCUGAAGAUGAAAAUUUAAAGUCUUUAGACGAUAGACAGAAGAAACCCAAACAGACUAGAAAGAAGAAAGGGGGAGUUGUUUCCAUGGCAGGCGAACCCAAUGAAGAAUGGUUUGCCCCUCAGUGGAUCUUGGAUACCAUACCACGGCGUUCUCCAUUCGUCCCACAGAUGGGAGAUGAGCUUAUCUAUUUUAGGCAAGGACAUGAAGCUUAUGUGAGAGCUGUAAGGAAAUCGAAAAUAUAUAGUGUUAAUUUACAAAAACAGCCAUGGAACAAAAUGGAUCUCAGGGAGCAAGAAUUUGUUAAGAUUGUAGGAAUCAAAUAUGAGGUUGGACCACCUACACUAUGCUGCUUGAAACUUGCACUUUUGGAUCCCAUUUCAGGCAAAAUGACUGGAGAGUCUUUUUCCAUUAAGUAUCAUGACAUGCCAGAUGUCAUUGAUUUCCUUGUGUUACAUCAGUUUUAUAAUGAAGCCAAAGAAAGAAACUGGCAGAUUGGUGAUAGAUUCCGCAGUAUAAUAGAUGAUGCCUGGUGGUUUGGAACUGUGGAAAGUCAGCAGCCUUUUCAGCCAGAGUAUCCUGAUAGCUCUUUCCAGUGUUACAGUGUUCACUGGGACAAUAAUGAAAGAGAAAAGAUGAGCCCCUGGGAUAUGGAGCCAAUUCCAGAAGGAACUGCUUUUCCAGAUGAAGUUGGUGCUGGUGUUCCUGUGUCCCAGGAAGAACUGACUGCUUUGCUAUAUAAACCCCGGGAAGGAGAGUGAGGAGCUCAUUCCAGAGACGAGGAAUGUGAACGAGUUAUUCAGGGCAUCAACCACCUUCUUUCCCUGGAUUUUGCCAGCCCUUUUGCUGUUCCAGUGGAUCUCAGUGCCUACCCCUUGUAUUGUACUGUAGUUGCUUAUCCAACUGACCUCAAUACCAUCAGACAAAGACUUGAAAAUCGCUUUUACAGGAGAAUAUCUGCAUUAAUGUGGGAGGUACGCUAUAUUGAACAUAAUGCUAGGACUUUCAAUGAGCCAGAUAGUCCUAUAGUUAAAUCAGCCAAGAUUGUGACUGAUGUCUUACUUCGAUUUAUUGGGGAUCAGAACUGUACUGAUAUUUUGGAUACUUAUAAUAAAAUCAAGGCAGAAGAACUAAACAGCAGUGAUGCAGAGGAGGAUACAGAAAUGGUUGAUUUAGAUUCAGAUGGCCCUGGAACUUCAUCUGGAAGAAGGGUCAAAUGCCGAGGCAGAAGACAGUCUUCCAAGUGUAAUCCCGAUGCGUGGAAAAAACAGUGCAAAGAACUACUGAGCCUCAUUUAUGAACGUGAAGAUUCAGAGCCAUUUCGACAGCCAGCAGAUCCUCAGUCUUACCAAGCUCAGCAACAGCAAGAAGGAGAACCCUCAGCCUCUGCUCUUCCAGAUACACAAGAUCCAUCUCAUUCUGAGGAUUAUCAAGAUGUUAUAGACACACCUAUGGACUUCAGCACUGUGAAAGAAACUUUGGAAUCAGGAAAUUAUGAUAGUCCUCUGGAAUUUUAUAAAGAUGUUCGCCAAAUAUUCAGCAACUCCAAAGCUUAUACUUCUAAUAAAAAGUCAAGGGUCUAUAGCAUGACGCUGAGAUUGUCAGCCUUAUUUGAAAAUCACAUUAAAAAUAUCAUCUCUGAAUAUAAGUCAGCAAUCCAAAGUCAGAAGAGGAGAAGGCCACGGUAUAGAAAGCGCCUGAGAAGCAGCAGCAGCUCAUUAUCUAGCAGCAGAGCUCCUAGUCCAAAAGGGAAACAGAAGCAAAUGAAGUUACAGCCUAAAAAUGACCAGAAUACCUCAGUGUCUCAAGCCAGGACUAGUUCUCCUUUUUCUUCUCCUGUUUCAGAUGCUGCUGAAGGUGUUUCACUAUAUCUACUUGAUGAUGAAGGAGAUGGACCAUUUUCUCCAUCGAGUUUCAGUGGAUAUAGCCGAAAUGGAAAUAGCCAUGACCCAAGGAAAGCCAAAUCAUUUCGUAAUAGAGUUUUACCAGUUAAACAAGAUCACUCCGUUGAUGGGCCUCUUACAAAUGGUGAUGGCAGGGAACCCCGAACAGGAGCCAAAAGAAAGCUACUCAGUGCAUCAGAAGAGGAGGAAAACAUGGGAGGAGAAGAAAAAGAGAUGAAAGAAACAAAAGAAAAAGCACAUUUAUCCUCCUCCGAGAGUGGAUCCAGUUUAAGUUCAGAAAGUACCUGUGGCUCUGACUCUGACUCUGAAUCUACUUCCAGAACAGAUCAAGAUUAUGUAGAUGGAGAUCAUGACUAUAGCAAAUUCAUACAAACCAGACCUAAAAGAAAACUCAGAAAACAGCAUGCCAAUGGAAAAAGAAACUGGAAGAUGAGAGGCACAGGAGGAAGAGGCAGAUGGGGAAGAUGGGGUAGAUGGAGUAGAGGAGGCAGAGGAAGAAGUGGCAGGGGACGAGGGGGUCGAGGAAGAGGUUCAGGUGCGGGGAGAGGGAGAGGCCGAGGGAGGGGAGGAAGAGGAGCCUCUAGAGGAGCCACCAGAGCCAAACGAGCACCUGUUGCAGAUGACGAAUUUGAUACGAUGUUUUCAGGACGUUUCAGUAGACUUCCUCGGAUUAAAACAAGAAACCAAGGCAGAAGGACUGUUUUAUAUAAUGAUGAUUCAGAUAAUGACAAUUUUGUGUCCACUGAGGAUCCUCUGAAUCUUGGUACAUCCAGAUCAGGCAGAGUACGUAAAAUGACAGAAAAAGCCAGGGUUAGCCAUCUCAUGGGAUGGAAUUAUUAACAGUUAAUGAAUUUAGAAUAAUUUUUAAAAAUAAAAUCAAUGGCCUUCUACUGCAGGGAAUUUACCAGAAAAUCAACAAAGCAAGUUGUGUGGGGACUUCUGCUUCCUUUCACAUUGGUGCUUUUCCAUUAUGCCAGUAUACAUUUGUUUCAAGACUUUUAAUCUCCACACUUCAUUUGUUCAAACAAGCCUUACUCAUUAGGCCUUAAAUUAAAACAAAUUCUUCCCACACAUAUACAUGUGUGCACAUACGCAUGCAUGGACAUUUGCACACAAGCGUGCACACACACAUACACACACACACCACAGACACACUACAGAUUUACUACAUUAAAGGAGCAUUCUGCUUCUUAAGAGUAGCAUGACAUUUUUAUCUCAAUAAGAUAUCCCUCUUUGCUUUUGUAUCACAGAAGUAUAGCACCUUCUUACAGAGUUUUAUAUAGUUUGUUUUUGCCAUUUUGAUUCCUAUACCCAGUAAUAAUAACUUUUGCACAAUACACUAAUCCUAAAGGCAGCUAUUAAAUGUUUACAGUUUCUAUAUUGUAAGAACGAUCUGGAUUAUUUUACUUUUCCCAGGCCAAACUUUCAUGAACUGUACUGAACUGAAGUAUAUAUUUAUACUGCAGUUUUGGGGUGGGGUGGGGGUAUCUUGAUAAGCUUUUCAUUGAUUUGCUUAAAUUCACGUUUAAGGUGAGAAAGGGUUGGUACCUUGUAAAUAUGUAGCAAAUCUUUGUGGUGUGUCCUGAUGUAUGCAUUAACUUUAUUAAAAGAGAAUACUUGAGGUAUCAAUCUAGA
Messenger RNA from Mesocricetus auratus (golden hamster), 6246 nucleotides. Its product is annotated as bromodomain and WD repeat-containing protein 3-like. Gene Ontology annotation, cellular component: nucleus. Gene Ontology annotation, molecular function: protein binding. Gene Ontology annotation, biological process: regulation of transcription by RNA polymerase II; regulation of cell shape; cytoskeleton organization. The record is from RefSeq and is a predicted model, not a curated record. Lineage: Eukaryota; Metazoa; Chordata; Mammalia; Rodentia; Cricetidae.